AUUAUAUACUUUUAAUAAAGCUGAGGUUUUUAUUUUAUUUUAUGCCGAAAUGGCGAAUCUAUUCACCGUUACAGCUCCGUUCCUUUCAAAGCCGUUCACGAAAACGGCGCCGUACCACCUGUGUUGCGCCUCUUCUUCCACUCCUCCGGAGCAGAACCCUCCUUCUCAGCCAGAGUCUUCUCCUUCUCCUCCUCCUCAAUCCAUAAAGACGGAGCAACCCGUCGCAUCGCAACAGAAGAGGAAGAAAAGCGUCGAGACGACGGAUUGGGUCGCUUCUUCUUUGACGCGGCGGUUCGGAAUCGGCGCGGGUCUUGCCUGGGCGGGGUUUCUGGCUUUCGGUGUGAUCUCAGAGCAGAUCAAAACACGUCUUGAGGUUUCUCAGGAAGAAGCUAACACAAGAGACGUCGAAGAAGAGAAGGAGAUCAUAUUGCCCAAUGGCAUUAGGUACUAUGAUCUGCGUCUUGGAGGAGGGGCAACACCAAGAGCAGGUGAUUUGGUAGUGAUUAAUAUGAAGGGACAAGUGCAAGAAACCGGACAAGUGUUUGUGGACACAUUUGGAAGCAAAGACCAGAAUAAGAAGCCAUUGGCUCUUGUGGUGGGUUCAAAGCCAUAUAGCAAAGGAUUAUGCGAAGGUGUAGAUUAUGUUCUGAGGUCGAUGAAGGCUGGAGGUAAAAGGAGAGUGAUCGUUCCACCAUCUUUAGGAUUUGGAGAAGAGGGUGCUGAACUGGAAUCGGGUUUUCAGAUACCGCCUUCUGCUUCGCUGGAGUAUGUAGUUGAGAUUGAAAGAGUCUCGAUUGCUCCUGCUUGAGUUCUAGAGCUUUGUGUUUGAUUACCAAAUCUUGUAUGAGAGAGAUUAUGGAGGGAAUAUUGUGAAGUAGUAAUAAAUUACAAACUUUUUCUUAAUAGAGAGACGUGCAUA
Molecule: messenger RNA, 919 nt
Organism: Brassica oleracea var. oleracea
Lineage: Eukaryota; Viridiplantae; Streptophyta; Magnoliopsida; Brassicales; Brassicaceae
Product: peptidyl-prolyl cis-trans isomerase FKBP17-2, chloroplastic-like
Exons: 3
Coding region: 50-808 (252 amino acids)
Cellular component (GO): chloroplast
Molecular function (GO): peptidyl-prolyl cis-trans isomerase activity
Source: RefSeq, a predicted model, not a curated record